Messenger RNA from Centruroides sculpturatus (bark scorpion), 1710 nucleotides. RefSeq names its product protein FAM43A-like. The coding region runs from base 262 to 1170 and encodes 302 amino acids. The record is from RefSeq and is a predicted model, not a curated record. NCBI's taxonomy places the organism in Eukaryota, Metazoa, Arthropoda, Arachnida, Scorpiones, Buthidae. The transcript has a single exon.
UAACCAAUGAGAUAGCGCGUAAUCCGUGAGGUAGUGUGACGUCACUGGCAGGUAUACAGGUGACGCGUGGACGUUAGCGUACCAGUAGAAGAGCGGAGAUAAAAGUUUUCGGCGGUAUUGUCAUUUGUGAUUGUUUUGUGGAUACGUUAAGUGUUGUUGUAUGUGGCAAGUAGUGUGCGACGUAUGUACGACGUCGGAGUGACACGCUAGGUCUGACAAUUAGGCCUAACCUGAAUUAGAAACUCCUGUGUUACGCGUGUGAUGUCAUCUACCAUGUCGGUAGCUUUCAACUCGUCAAAUUUAAAAUUUUGGAGGCAGAGAUCUGUUACCAUAACAGAAUACGAUCCGACUUUUAAAGUGAUCUACUUAGGCAACGUGUUAACGCAAUGGGCGAAGGGAGAAGGAUGUACCGACAAGCCUUUAGCUACUCUAUGGAAAAACUACUGUUCCAAUUCUAGGCACAAUAUUGCCAUGAAACUGACCGUUUGUAAUUCGGGACUGAAAGCGCUGACUAAAGAGCACGGGCUGACCGAAUAUUGGUCGAAUCGCAUUACUUAUUGUGUGGCUCCCGCACAAUAUCCUCGGGUUGUGUGUUGGAUAUACAGGCACGAAGGAAGAAAAAUGAAGCAAGAAUUAAGGUGUCACGCCGCGUUAUGUUCUAAAGAAGACAAGGCAAGAUGCAUGGCGCUGCAGCUCAACCAGAAAUUGAGUUCGGCACUCCAAGAAUUCAGGCGCGAAAAGCUAAGUAAACAAAAGGCCAGAUUAUCCUUGGCUAACUAUUGUCACGACGCGCCUAAUUUACCUAGAAGAAAAAUUUUAUUAAGUACGGGUAGCGUUAAUUUCCGUCCUCCUCUAGAAAGAUCUAAAAGUGCUCCGAAAUUGACUUCGAUCGAAGAGAUCGAGGAAUUGGAAGACGAAGACGAUCUACUCAGUGGCUCUGUUAUAUCGGAAGUGGAAUCUUCGUCGGACAUCGUCCCGGACGACGUCGACUCUCUAUCAGACCAUUAUUACGUCACAACGGGUCGCGAGAGCGAUUCCGAUUCGGCCGAAGACAUUCCACAUCCCAGAAGACUAAAGAAACUGAACUCUAUCGACGAAAAUCUAUACGAAGACAACAUUUCCGACGAGUCCGGAUACUCGGAAGAAAAAGACUUUGUUUGUAGGAUGUAACGGUCUGUAUAUAGCUUAUCCUCUAUGUAAUGUCCUACUGUAUUUUAGUUAAUUACCUCACCGAAAUGCCCGAGUAGAUAGUUUCGAAAUGACGUUAGGAGAGACGAUUCCAUUUUUUUUUUCGAGAAAUUCGAUGAGGGUGCAACUCUCCUAACGUCGGCCAGUUUUAGAGUUGCUCACUCCUCCAAUAUGUUGCACCGAACUAACCAAAGACUUUUUAAUCAAUAAAACUUGUACAUAAUACUGUAAUUUAAAGUAGCUGUGUUGUGUCUUUAGAACCAUCAACCUGUUUUAUAAACUCCCCGCGGCAGAUCCUGGACUAGUCUUUGCCUUCUUGUUUAGAGGCUCGUUUUAACACGCUUUGUUGUGCUGUAACGGUUUUAAAGAUGGCGCUCGAUUUGCUCACACAAAAGCACUCCAAAUAUUCGUUUCGAAAAUAUCAGAUUAACUUCCAACCUUAUGCCUAUUCUGUGAUAAAUAAUUUCAAAGAGUUAAGUAUUUAUUGUUAGCGAAAAAACCAAUAAUAUUUUUGAAAUAGGA